Messenger RNA from Erythranthe guttata (spotted monkey flower), 1985 nucleotides. RefSeq names its product beta-hexosaminidase 1 (gene HEXO1). Gene Ontology annotation, cellular component: membrane. Gene Ontology annotation, molecular function: beta-N-acetylhexosaminidase activity. Gene Ontology annotation, biological process: glycosaminoglycan metabolic process; carbohydrate metabolic process. The record is from RefSeq and is a predicted model, not a curated record. NCBI's taxonomy places the organism in Eukaryota, Viridiplantae, Streptophyta, Magnoliopsida, Lamiales, Phrymaceae.
AAGACAGAACGUGGUUUGGGUGGUCCCCAUUGAAAACUGAGUUUCAACAGUACAAACAAUUGUGACUCAGUAUAGUAAACUGAGCUUAGCUGUAUAUGAAUUCCGCCAUUACCAAUUCUCUCUCAAAUCUCUGUAAAAAAAUGAAUAUUCCCUUUAUGUCAAACCCUCAAUCCUAUCUCCUACUCGUUUUGCUUAUUUUCUCGCAAUCACAGAUAAUCCGCUGCCGGAAUCUGGUCCUUAAUCAACAACAACAACAAUUUAAUAACGGCGCCGGCGACGGCGAUGAUUCUCUCACAUACAUUUGGCCGUUGCCUAGGCAGCACACUUCCGGCAACCAAACCCUCACCGUUAACCCCAAUCUCUCGCUCGUCACAAGCGGAAAUGGCAGCAAUUCUCUUAUCGUUUCCGAAGCAUUUGAUAGAUACAAAAAAAUCAUAUUCAAACACACCAGCUCGAAGCUGCCCGGCACCGGAAUUGACUACGAUCUUAACAAGCUCAGCGUCGUUGUUCACUCAGACAACGAAGAGCUCCAACUUGGAGUUGACGAGAGCUACACUUUGAUGGUGGCUGCGACCGAUAAGCUUUCGAUAAUUGGGGAAAUCACAAUUGAGGCAGAUUCCGUCUACGGCGCUUUGCGUGGUCUAGAGACUCUAAGCCAGCUAUGUGCUUUUGAUUAUGGAACCAAAUCAGUAAAACUAUACAAUGCUCCAUGGUACAUCCAGGAUAAGCCGAGAUUCAAAUAUCGCGGGCUUAUGCUUGAUACUUCGAGGCACUAUUUACCAAUGGAAAUAAUCAAGCAAGUUAUAGAAUCUAUGUCAUAUGCUAAACUUAAUGUCCUCCACUGGCACAUCAUAGAUGAAGAGUCAUUUCCACUUGAAGUGCCAACAUAUCCAAAUUUGUGGAAAGGCGCAUACACGAAAUGGGAGAGAUAUACCGUAGAUGAUGCUUCUGAAAUUGUUAAUUUCGCAAAAAUGAGAGGUAUUAAUGUUAUGGCAGAAGUUGACGUUCCUGGGCAUGCAGAGUCAUGGGGAACAGGAUAUCCCGAUCUUUGGCCGUCUGCUUCCUGCAAAGAGCCUCUGGACGUGUCUAAAAACUUUACAUUUGAUUUGAUCUCUGGCAUACUGUCAGAUAUGAGGAAGAUUUUUCCGUUUGAACUUUUCCAUUUAGGUGGUGAUGAGGUUCAUACAGAUUGUUGGACAUCAACUCCACAUGUGAACCAAUGGCUUCAAGAUCAAAAUAUGACGGGUAAAGAUGCAUACAAAUAUUUCGUACUCAGAGCUCAGGAAAUAGCAGUAGCAUUAAAUUGGACUCCAGUUAACUGGGAAGAAACCUUCAACAGCUUCCCAGAAAGUCUGAACAACGAGACUGUGGUGCAUAACUGGUUGGGAUCUGGUGUUUGCCCAAAGGCAGUUGCAAAAGGUUUUAGAUGCAUAUUUAGCAACCAAGGUGUAUGGUAUCUUGACCACUUGGAUGUGCCUUGGGAUUCAGUCUACUAUGCCGAUCCAUUGGAAGGGAUAACAGAUUCUUCGGAACAAAAACUCGUGCUUGGUGGAGAAGUUUGCAUGUGGGGUGAAACAGCCGAUGCCUCGAAUGUUCAGCAAACAAUAUGGCCUCGAGCAGCAGCGGCUGCAGAGCGCUUAUGGAGCGAGGCGGAUUCUGCAUCGUCAAGAAACACAAGUGUUCUGCCAAGAUUGGAGUAUUUCCGUUGUCUUUUGACGAGGCGUGGAGUUCAAGCUGCCCCAGUUCAAAAUUUCUAUGCUCGAUCUCCACCAACCGGCACAGGAUCAUGCUACUCCCAGUGAAUUAAAGCAAGCUCAUUAUAUUUGUGUUGGAUUCGAACAUAUAUAUAUUUCUGUAAGUAAUCGAUUAAUUUCCAUUUCUGUUACGUGUUAUUGUAUCGUCAAUCACGACUGCCUCGAAGUAAUAUCGAUUUUUCUAAUGACGGUUGGUAAGAGUCAGGUAUCUUAAUCUAUUAUAUGUUUUCU